GGGUCGGAAUUCACCUGCAACAGCUAGGGCCACCGCCCUCCCGGCCUGGAGCCUGCCUCCCGAGGCCCUCGGCUCCCUCGCCCGCCCCCCGCGCCACCCCGGCGCCCCGCCCCGGGCGGGGAGAGUCGGGGCGAGGGGAGGGCCUGCCAGGUGAGGCGCGGUCACCCUGGGCCUCUCACUUCCGCCCAGGUGAGGCAGGGCCGACAGCGAGCCGGCCCGGCCGGGGCUCCCACCUGCUCCUCCGGCGCACCAGAUAUCUUUAAGAGUGAAUGAAGAGAAGAAUUCAAGAUGCCUGAAAAUCCUGCUACAGAUAAACUGCAGGUCCUGCAGGUUCUUGAUCGCCUGAAAAUGAAAUUGCAGGAGAAGGGUGACACAUCGCAGAAUGAGAAGUUAUCUAUGUUUUAUGAGACACUAAAGAGUCCUCUCUUCAACCAGAUACUCACACUUCAGCAGUCCAUCAAGCAACUGAAGGGGCAACUCAACCAUAUACCCUCAGAUUGUUCAGCCAACUUUGAUUUUUCUAGGAAAGGUUUGUUAGUGUUUACGGAUAGCUCCAUUACCAAUGGAAAUGCCCACAGGCCCGCUAGUAACUCGACUGUAUCUGGGCUAUUUCCGUGGACCCCAAAGUUGGGAAAUGAAGACUUUAACUCAGUCAUUCAGCAGCUGGCUCAGGGGCGGCAAAUUGAAUAUAUAGAUAUAGAACGACCUUCAACUGGAGGUCUUGGAUUCAGUGUGGUGGCCCUCAGAAGUCAAAAUCUGGGAAAAGUUGAUAUCUUUGUGAAGGAUGUCCAGCCAGGGGGCGUAGCAGACAGGGAUCAAAGAUUAAAGGAAAAUGAUCAAAUAUUGGCCAUUAAUCACACGCCAUUGGAUCAGAACAUUUCCCAUCAGCAAGCCAUUGCAUUAUUACAACACCCCACUGGAUCUUUGCAACUGAUUGUGGCCAGGGAGCCAGUCUACACAAAAAGCAGCACUUCUAGCAGCCGAACUGAUACAACUCUGCCUGAAACAGUUUGUUGGGGCCAUGUUGAAGAGGUUGAGCUCAUUAAUGAUGGCUCUGGACUAGGGUUUGGAAUAGUUGGAGGAAAAACAAGUGGUGUGGUUGUGAGGACCAUAGUUCCUGGAGGAUUAGCGGAUCGAGAUGGAAGACUGCAGACAGGGGACCACAUCUUGAAGAUUGGUGGCACAAAUGUGCAGGGAAUGACCAGUGAGCAAGUUGCACAGGUUCUAAGGAACUGUGGGAAUUCAGUCAGGAUGCUCGUUGCUAGAGACCCAACUGGUGAAGUUUCGGUAACCCCUCCUGCCCCUGCAGCCUUGCCUGUCGCCCUGCCCACUGUAGCCAGCAAGGGCCCUGGUUCUGACACUUCUCUUUUUGAAACUUACAAUGUUGAGCUUGUUAAAAAAGAUGGGCAGAGUCUUGGAAUUAGAAUUGUUGGCUAUGUUGGAACAUCUCAUACAGGGGAAGCUCCAGGGAUUUAUGUGAAAAGUAUAAUACCUGGCAGUGCUGCAUACCACAAUGGCAACAUUCAAGUGAAUGACAAAAUAGUUGCUGUCGACGGUGUGAACAUUCAGGGUUUUGCCAACCAGGAUGUUGUUGAAGUAUUACAAAAUGCAGGGCAGGUGGUACACCUCACCCUAGUUCGAAGGAAGACAUCCUCAUCUACUUCUCCACUUGAACCACCUUCAGACAGAGGAACUGUUGUAGAACCACCAAAACCACCAGCUGUCUUUCUAACUCGAGCAGUGGAAACUGAAACGAAUUUGGAUGCUGAAGACGACGAAAUUGAAGAAAGAAUGGAUCAUUUAAACAACGACAACAUACAAGCCUUAGAAAAAUUGGAAAAAGUCCCAGCCUCUCCAGAAAAUGAUCUGAAAUCCACAUGGGAAAAGCUAUUGGGUCCUGAUUAUGAAGUAAUGGUUGCUACUUUGGACACACAGAUUGCAGAUGAUGCUGAGUUACAGAAAUAUUCAAAGUUGCUGCCUAUUCACACUCUGAGGCUUGGUGUGGAAGUGGACUCCUUUGACGGGCACCAUUAUAUUUCUUCAAUUGUUCCUGGUGGUCCUGUUGAUACAUUGGGUCUCCUACAGCCAGAAGAUGAGCUGCUUGAGGUCAACGGCAUGCAGCUGUAUGGAAAAUCUCGCCGAGAAGCAGUCUCCUUUCUUAAGGAAGUGCCACCCCCUUUUACUUUGGUUUGCUGUCGGAGGUUGUUUGAUGAUGAAGCUUCUGUAGAUGAACCAAGGCCCACUGAAACCUCUCUUCCUGAGACAGAGGUUGACCACAACAUGGAUAUCAAUACUGAAGAAGAAGAUGAUGGGGAAUUAGCACUGUGGUCUCCCGAAGUCAAGAUUGUUGAGCUAGUAAAAGAUCGUAAAGGUUUGGGAUUCAGCAUUUUGGAUUACCAGGACCCUUUAGAUCCUACAAGAUCAGUGAUUGUGAUCCGCUCCCUGGUAGCAGAUGGCGUAGCAGAAAGAAGUGGAGGACUAUUACCUGGAGACCGCCUGGUCUCAGUCAAUGAAUACUGUUUGGACAACACCUCACUUGCUGAAGCUGUGGAAGUAUUGAAAGCUGUGCCACCAGGCAUAGUACGCCUCGGCAUCUGUAAGCCUUUGGUGGAAGAUAAUAAAGAAGAAGAAAGUUGUUAUAUUUUACAUUCAAGCAGUAAUGAAGACAAGACUGAAUUUUCAGGAACAAUUCAUGAUAUAAAUUCAUCUUUAAUACUUGAAGCACCCAAGGGAUUUAGAGAUGAACCAUAUUUUAAGGAAGAACUUGUGGAUGAACCGUUUCUAGAUCUGGGAAAGUCUUUCCAUUCCCAACAAAAAGAGAUAGACCACAGCCAGGAAGCCUGGGAGAUGCAUGAAUUUCUGACUCCUAGAUUGCAGGAAAUGGAUGAAGAAAGAGAAAUGCUUGUUGAUGAAGAAUAUGAGUUCUAUCAAGGUCACUCUCAGUCCACGGAGUUGUAUCCCUUGUCGCACAUUCAAGAGGCCACUCCUGUGCCCUCCAUUAAGGAACUUCACUUCGGUACACAGUGGUUGCAUGAUAAUGAACCAUCCGAGUCUCAAGAGGCAAGAGCCGUGAGGAAUAUCUAUUCCCAGGAGGCACAGCAGUAUGGCUGUUGCACUGAGAACGUGAUGAAUGAAAAUUUUGUCAUGGAGUCCCUACCAUCUGUACCAUCAACUGAAGGAAACAGUCAGCAAGGCAGAUUUGAUGACCUGGAAAAUUUUAAUUCAUUAGCAAAAAGUAGUCUGGAUUUAGGCAUGAUCCCGAAUGAUGGCCAAAGUCCUAGCUUGCUCAUUGACCUUCCUGCUGUGGCUGAGAGUAGGGAGCAAGAAGAUUUGCCUUUAUGUCAACACCAAGCGACGCGAGUUAUUUCCAAGGUCUCAGCAUACACAGGAGUGUUGUCUUCUAGAUAUGCCACUGAUGCAUGUGAAUUACCUGAGAGAGAAGAAGGUGAAGGAGAAGAAACUCCAAAUUUUAGCCACUGGGGUCCACCAAGAAUUGUUGAGAUUUUUAGAGAACCCAAUGUGUCCCUUGGGAUCAGUAUUGUUGGUGGACAAACUGUUAUAAAACGUCUAAAGAAUGGAGAGGAACUUAAAGGUAUAUUUAUCAAGCAAGUUUUAGAAGACAGUCCAGCAGGGAAGACAAACGCACUUAAAACUGGAGAUAAAAUACUUGAGGUGUCCGGAGUAGAUUUGCAGAAUGCCUCACACAGCGAAGCGGUCGAGGCCAUUAAGAAUGCAGGAAACCCCGUGGUGUUCGUUGUUCAGAGCUUGUCAUCCACUCCACGAGUCAUUCCUACUGUUCAUAACAAGGCCAACAAAAUCACCAGUAACCAGAACCAGGGCACCCAAGAAAAGAAAGAAAAGAGGCAAGGAACUGCCCCACCUCCAAUGAAACUGCCUCCUCCUUAUAAAGCUCCACCUGAUGUCAGUGAUGAAAAUGAAGAAGAAGAUGCCUUUCCUGACCAAAAAAUCAGACAAAGAUAUGCAGAACUGCCUGGAGAACUGCACAUUAUUGAACUUGAAAAGGAUAAGAACGGACUUGGACUCAGCCUUGCUGGCAAUAAAGACCGAUCACGCAUGAGCAUAUUUGUGGUGGGAAUUAACCCAGGAGGACCUGCUGCAACAGAUGGGCGAAUGCAUGUUGGAGAUGAGCUCUUAGAGAUAAAUAAUCAGAUUCUGUAUGGAAGAAGUCACCAAAAUGCAUCUGCCAUUAUUAAGACUGCCCCAUCAAAGGUCAAGCUGGUUUUCAUCAGAAAUGAGGAUGCAGUCAAUCAAAUGGCUGUGACGCCUUUUCCAGUGCCAUCAGGUUCUCCAUCUUCUGUUGAGGACCAGAGCGGCACCGAACCUAUUAGUAGUGAGGAAGAUGGCAGCUUCGAAGUUGGUAUUAAACAAUUGCCUGAAAGUGAAAGCUUCAAACUGAUGAGCGACCAGAAGUUAACAUGCAUGCCUGAAGACUCAGAGCCUGAAGACAUGUCCCAGGUGAUUGGUCAAGGCAUGGUGGCAGAUCAGCAGAAGGCACUGGAAUACCCACCUGACAAUGCUGUCAGCCAGAUGAAACAGCAAAAAUAUCCAACGAAAGUCUCCUUCAGUUCACAAGAGAUACCGUUAGCACCGACUUCAUCAUACCAUUCAACAGAUGCAGACUUCGCAGGCUAUGGUGGUUUCCAGGCUCCUCUGUCAGUGGACCCCGCAACAUGUCCCAUUGUUCCUGGACAGGAAAUGAUUAUAGAAAUAUCCAAGGGACGUUCAGGGCUUGGUCUCAGCAUUGUGGGAGGAAAAGACACACCGUUGAAUGCUAUAGUUAUCCAUGAAGUAUAUGAAGAAGGGGCAGCAGCCAGAGAUGGAAGACUUUGGGCUGGUGACCAGAUAUUAGAGGUUAAUGGGGUUGACCUGAGGAGCUCCAGCCAUGAAGAAGCCAUCUCAGCCCUGAGGCAGACCCCCCAGAAGGUGCGGCUGGUGGUGUAUAGAGAUGAGGCACACUACCGAGAUGAGGAGAACUUGGAGGUUUUCCCUGUGGAUCUGCAGAAGAAAGCUGGCCGCGGCCUGGGCCUGAGCAUCGCUGGGAAACGAAAUGGAAGUGGAGUGUUUAUUUCUGACAUCGUGAAAGGCGGAGCCGCAGACUUGGAUGGGAGAUUGAUUCAGGGAGAUCAGAUCUUAUCUGUGAAUGGAGAGGACAUGAGAAAUGCCUCACAGGAGACAGUGGCCACCAUCCUCAAGUGUGCACAGGGGCUUGUGCGGCUAGAGAUUGGAAGACUCCGAGCUGGUUCCCGGACCUCCGCGAGGAAGACAUCACAGAACAGUCAGGGCAGUCAGCAGAGCUCACACAGCAGCUGUCGUCCCUCCUUUGCUCCUGUCAUCGCUGGCCUGCAAAACCUGGUUGGCACGAAAAGAGUUUCAGAUCCUUCCCAGAAAAAUUCAGGCACAGAUAUGGAACCAAGGACUGUUGAGAUAAACAGGGAGCUCAGUGAUGCCCUUGGAAUCAGUAUUGCUGGAGGAAGAGGAAGUCCGUUAGGAGAUAUCCCUAUAUUUAUUGCCAUGAUUCAGGCCAGUGGAAUGGCUGCACGGACACAGAAGCUUAAAGUUGGAGAUCGGAUUGUCAGCAUUAACGGGCAACCUUUGGAUGGGCUGUCUCACGCGGAUGUGGUUAAUCUGCUGAAGAACGCCUACGGGCGCAUUAUCCUGCAGGUUGUAGCAGAUACCAAUAUAAGUGCCAUAGCAGCUCAGCUUGAAAACAUGUCUACAGGCUACCGCCUUGGUUCGCCCACUGCUGAACACCAUCCAGAACACACAGAAACACCUCCACCUAAGAUUAUUACUUUGGAGAAAGGCUCUGAAGGAUUGGGGUUUAGUAUUGUAGGGGGUUAUGGAAGUCCCCAUGGAGACCUGCCAAUUUAUGUCAAGACUAUAUUUGCAAAGGGAGCAGCUGCAGAUGACGGCCGAUUAAAACGAGGGGAUCAGAUUUUAGCUGUUAAUGGCGAGACCCUGGAAGGUGUCACUCAUGAGCAAGCCGUCGCCAUUCUAAAACACCAGAGAGGGACUGUAACCUUAACUGUGCUGUCGUGAGCCUCGGCCUGAUCACAAGAUAGAUGUUCUUUAGAAUAUCCACAGGCAGAUGAAGUUCUGAGUGGGUAGGGAAAGCACUCUCAACUACAAUGCACCUUCAUUCCUAUUUCUUGUCCUCUCUGCUCGGAGAAAUGGCUGAGGUUUCAUGUGAAUUUCCCAAGUCAACAGUCAUCUCCUCAUGUUUCCCAGUUUUUGUCACCUGUUGGUGAGGUUGAUUUAUAAAACUUAAAUGAAUCUUAUUUGUUUUGCAUUUAAUUUCAGGGUUCUGAUUUUAACCAACUGGUUAUGAUUGUAUUUGCCCAAACUAGAGUUAACUUCUCUUUCCUUAUACCCUUCUUUCCCUAUCCCCUACUCAUACCAAGACUUAACCUCAGAUCUCAUCCAAUGAACAGAAACAAAUGUUAAGCAACUUGUCAUCUCAUUCAUUAUUUGUUUAUGAUAAUUGUCUCUUCAAGUAAGCAAGAAAACAUUAGCAGGGUAAUUAAUUUACCAGCGAGAGCAUUGGGCGCAGUGCGUCACACUGCACUUUAGGAGGCCAAGGUGGGCAGAUCACAAGGUCAGGAGAUCAAGGCC
Saimiri boliviensis boliviensis (Bolivian squirrel monkey) is the source of this 6633-nucleotide messenger RNA. NCBI's taxonomy places the organism in Eukaryota, Metazoa, Chordata, Mammalia, Primates, Cebidae. The record is from RefSeq and is a predicted model, not a curated record.